This is a messenger RNA of Exophiala spinifera, 783 nucleotides long. RefSeq lists its product as uncharacterized. The coding region runs from base 1 to 783 and encodes 260 amino acids. The record is from RefSeq and is a predicted model, not a curated record. Lineage: Eukaryota; Fungi; Ascomycota; Eurotiomycetes; Chaetothyriales; Herpotrichiellaceae. The transcript is spliced from 3 exons.
AUGUCGACUACCAACAAGAAGACAUUCCCAAUGUGCGGCGUCUCGUACGUCAGCCGCAUCGAACACGAAUAUCUCCACAGCAAGAAGCUCUCAGUUUGUGCAAAUUGCCUGGCAUUGGGGUUUCAAAAACCUCUCAGACGCUGCAAUGGAUGCUUACUCAUUGAUUACUGCUCCAAAGAGUGUCAAAAAGCACACUGGCCCAUCCAUAGAUCCUUUUGCAAUCUAGUCCAAGGAAAAGGCGCCCCAAAUGCAUAUUUAUCGUCCUUGGAGCGCGAUCAAGCGCUAAGAAUGAUUAUCGAUGCUUAUCGACUCCGGGUUGAGACGGAUCAUCUGUCGCGGGACGAAGACCACGGAAUAUACUAUCCAGGAAAGCCAAUUGAUGGAUUGGUCUGGGUGAAGGGCGAUGCUGUCGAUGACUUCCAGAGGUUCCUCGAUCUACUGGAAGGCACCGCCAUCCUGCCUGAAUGGUGGCACUCGGAAGAUAGGAUGGCAUGUCUGGUUCUAGCAACCGAUAAGAAUGAUCCGGAGUCGAUAUUCAAGCCAAUAAACCAAGCCGAGCUCCCGACACGAUACGGCGGCGACAUGUCAGUACGGGUGGCUCUUGCAAUCAUAGCUGAGAUGGUAGUGGGAUAUGAUGGAAAAGGUCCGGCGAAGGAUGAUACCUGGUUCCAGGAGUUUCAGGAAUUCUUGGAUCUGCAUCCACAUGAGAGGGCGCGUCUGAUAAAGGGGAGCAUAGAGAUGGCGGAUCAAGUCCUCAAGGAGCAUGGAGAGCAGUUUAGUUAA